ACUUCAGCACACAGAAAUUUAGAUCGUGAAAGAAAAAAGGAAAAAAAAUAGAGCAAUCGAUCUUUUUGCAGUUCUAAAAAGCAGCAAGGUUGUUUUCUUUCUAUUCGUUUUCGAAGGUUCAGAAAUCAUUUUUCAAAUGGGGCGUUGGAUGAAACCAGAGGUGUACCCACUAUUAGCGGCAAUGACAUUUGUGACGAGUAUGUGCGUGUUUCAGCUAACAAGGAACAUCUUCUUAAACCCUGAUGUUAGGGUUAACAAAGCUCACCGGAGCAUGGGGAUAUUGGAAAAUGCAGAGGAGGGAGAAAGGUAUGCCGAACAUGGCCUGAGGAAAUACGUACGAACACGGCCGCCGGAAAUCAUGCCGGCGAUCAACCACUUCUUUAGUGAGAAAGAUAACUGAUGAAGAAUCAAUGAUCCAUAUAUAUGGAUCCAGUACUUGCAUUCUAUUUUGUGUAAAAACUAUCAGGUUUAAUUUCGAGUUCAAUCUCGUUGUGACUUUUGGUCUGGUCUAUUGAACCUAUGCAUCCAAAUAACUUAAUAGAAUAUGGAAACGACCAUAAAGCUUUUGUCUUUA
Molecule: messenger RNA, 574 nt
Organism: Prosopis cineraria
Lineage: Eukaryota; Viridiplantae; Streptophyta; Magnoliopsida; Fabales; Fabaceae
Exons: 3
Coding region: 137-400 (87 amino acids)
Source: RefSeq, a predicted model, not a curated record